Molecule: messenger RNA, 819 nt
Organism: Lottia gigantea (owl limpet)
Lineage: Eukaryota; Metazoa; Mollusca; Gastropoda; Lottiidae
Exons: 10
Coding region: 1-819 (272 amino acids)
Source: RefSeq, a predicted model, not a curated record
AUGUUUCACUAUAUUGGUUGGUUUAGUUUCAAUGGAAUAGAAUUUGAGAGACUGAAACAUUUGAAAUCAAACACAUCAGCUAAUGUUCAAACUCAGAACAUUAGAGAUCUUAUUCAACGAGUUAUUGGAUCUCGGGCUAAUGAGUUCAACUUAACAGUAGAUCUUGCUCUCGGACCAGCUGAAAGAGACACUUACAAAAUUGUAACACAAAAUGGUAAAGGACAAAUUAAUGGUACCAGUGGAGUUGGAGUGGCUAUGGGAUUCUAUUACUAUAUUAAAUAUUACUGUGGUGGUCAGUUUACAUGGGCUGGUCAACAAAUUAAUUUACCAACACCAUUACCAGUAGUACCAUCACCUGGUAUCACUAAAACUUCAAAUGAUAGGAUGACUAAUUAUACCAUACAGAAAUAUGGGCAUCAUGACACAGAGGUUGAUCAAGCAGGGAAUAUUUUACUAAAAAGUUUUCAUGGUAAAAAUGGCUUCGUGAAAUAUCCCAGACUAAGUCCAAAGUUUUAUAUAUGGUACAGUCCUAACUUUCUGUAUCAAGCAUGGGAUUUAAUGGUAAAAGCUUCACCAAAUUUAAUAACAGUGAUCUAUUUAGACAAGCUGGAGAUUUAUUAUAUUACUAUCACAAUUAGAAAAGUUGUUAGCAUCAGACAGACUAUCAAUCUAGAUUAUAUGAAUACAAUGCUAGGAACCACAACCCAGUGGAGAGAUAGUAAACAAUGGACAGGCUUGUUUGCGGAUUUUUAUCUACCAAGAUGGCAGUUGUUUAUAGAUACUUUAAAGGGAAAUCAUUUAAUGGUCAGGCUGAUGUAA